UCCAAAUUCAUCGCGGCGCUUCACGACUGCUGGAGGCGCUCCCUGCAACCGCUUGGCGGUUCCUGGCCGUAGCCACUGGUCGAGCAGUGCCCAAGCGGAAUCGGCCCAACACACGCGGCGCCAUGGUCGACCUAUUCAAGGUGGUGUCCGCCGUGCCGCAUGUUCACGCCCGUCCUGGCCAACGUCUACAAGGACGCGAAGGAGGAUAACCUGGCCAUCGAGGUGGUGUUCAUUUCUUCCGACCGGACCAAGCAGGACAUGCUCAACUACAUGCGCUCAUCCCACGGUGACUGGUACGGUCUGCCUUUCGACGAUCCGCUUCAGAGCGUACUCGAAGAGCGCUUCAAGGUAGCCGGCGUCCCCACGCUGCUGGUGAUGAAGCCUGACGGAACCGUGGCCUGCCCCAACGGCAAGAAGCUGGUGCAGGAGCGGGGGGUGCAGGCGUUCCGCGAUUGGCUCAGCCCCUGAGACGCCAUCUACCGUGCGCAGAGACCCGCCUUGCCGCUCGCUAUCUGAAGACUCUGCGCUGGGUUAUGGGGCAAGAGCCGUAGGAAACAAGGCCUCGAGCACGCGAAAAAAGCUGAACUGCUUGCUACUGAAAAAUUAAUCUCACACGUCGCCUAUUCUCGCCUGUGGACUUCUGCGCUAACGUCCUUCUCCUCCAGGGCACAGGAGCUUUAAGUGCGUCUGAAGUAGAGUGCUAAGUGGCGCCAUCAUCGGGAAGCGGAGACAAUACAGCGACCGAUGAUCACUACGCUUGUUUUGAACCUCAUCAGUGUAGGUUGUUACUUUGUUACAUUAUUUCGAUAUAGAAGCCCUUGACCCCUU
Dermacentor albipictus is the source of this 828-nucleotide messenger RNA. Its product is annotated as nucleoredoxin-like protein 2. The record is from RefSeq and is a predicted model, not a curated record. Gene Ontology annotation, biological process: photoreceptor cell maintenance; sensory perception. NCBI's taxonomy places the organism in Eukaryota, Metazoa, Arthropoda, Arachnida, Ixodida, Ixodidae.